CCUCCUGGACUGGUCAGACCCUGGCUUCUCAAUCCUACGCAAGCAAGGAUGAAGAACAAUCCUGAAACGCUUUAGGAGGGACAGCAGGAUCUGAUGGUGGGAUGCUGAGGUCUGGAGUCUUACAGGUGCACUUCUGGGUAUGUGCUCUCUGGUUUUGGGAGCUGCUGCCUCACACUGGACUCUGGUCUCCCAUCGAUGCAGUGUCGACCCAGCAGCAUCCUGCCCUGAAGGAGAGAAGUUCCAAGCAUCAAACAUCAAGAACAGGUCCCAUGGAGACAAGGCCACACAGCAGCUUCCAGUGUCAGCGUUCCCACUGCGUCCUUCCCACAGGCAGCCCGAAUUCAGCUGCUCACAUACACAGCUCUGUGAUACUUGGCUCUGGGAAGAGAUGUGGAGGAAAUGUCUGGCAGAUUUGCACCACAGAGAGAGCAGCACUUGCUUGGAGAAAUUGCUGUCUAACAGAUCCUUUGUGGACUUCCGACCAAAACCAUCCAGUGCAACAUAUGAGAACAGUCAGAAGGAAAGGUGUAGCACAGUUGACCAAAACCCAGAAUCAUCUGCACUAUGGGCAUCUCCCACUGCAUCAUUAAGGACCCCAGUUAUGUCUCUGAUCCAGAUCGAAGCUCGUUUGCUUGCGCAGCCUCACAACAGAGAGCUCAGUUUGAGCUCCUUGAUUUCAGUGUUGGCCAAGGUUUUGCGUUUUGCACCAAGAUCCGUGCUGCUGCCAUCACCCACGACGCCAAGAAUAGAGAUCAUCUCUUUCAGAAUGUGA
Chiroxiphia lanceolata (lance-tailed manakin) is the source of this 772-nucleotide messenger RNA. RefSeq lists its product as uncharacterized. The record is from RefSeq and is a predicted model, not a curated record. Lineage: Eukaryota; Metazoa; Chordata; Aves; Passeriformes; Pipridae. The coding region runs from base 140 to 772 and encodes 210 amino acids. The transcript has 7 exons.